Messenger RNA from Colletotrichum destructivum, 924 nucleotides. Its product is annotated as Putative serine/threonine-protein kinase, active. Gene Ontology annotation, molecular function: protein serine/threonine kinase activity; ATP binding. NCBI's taxonomy places the organism in Eukaryota, Fungi, Ascomycota, Sordariomycetes, Glomerellales, Glomerellaceae. Gene Ontology annotation, biological process: peptidyl-serine phosphorylation; peptidyl-threonine phosphorylation. The coding region runs from base 1 to 924 and encodes 307 amino acids. The transcript has 5 exons. The record is from RefSeq and is a predicted model, not a curated record.
AUGGAACUUACGACCAUUGCGACUCAUGGUGCAGCCACUGGCGAGACUGCCGUCGAUACUGCGAUGACGCCGCUCUUAAAGUGCAUCGUCAAGAGCAUCCGUGGCCACUGGCGUCUCCAGAACGAAGCCAACAUUUUCAGACGCUAUCAACCCAAGACGCCGUUUCUUCGCCCCAUGAUUGACGAGGUUCACAAGCCAGCCGAUCCGCCCUCCAUCGUUCUGCGACAUCUAGACAGUGAGCUGCUCACGGAAUCGAGGAGGAGGCGACUAUCGCGCCCCGAAAUCAAGCACGUGGCCAUGUGCCUCCUCAAGGCUCUUCUUGUCCUCCACAAGGAUGGCAUGGUGCACACAGAUGUGAAAUUGGACAACGUGUUUGUCAAGUACGGCCAGAGCGACGACGAGCGCUUCUCGGAAAUCCAACUGGACUCGCGUUUCGCCAAGGAGGGCCACCUGAUUAGAGCUGCUUUCACGCGGAGCCCGGAAGCCAUGCUCCAGCUCCCCUGGGGCACAUCGACAGAUGUCUGGUCAUUUGGAAAUGCAAUUCUCAGCCUCGUCCAUGGAGGGGGCUACCACCACUUCGAUCCUGGCUGGGAAGGAAUCAAACCAGAUGACCAAGAUUAUGAGCUGACUGUUCUGAAGCGGAUGUAUCACUCUGUCGGCCCGUUUCCACCGUCGAUUGCCGACAUGAUUGAUGCCGACAUCUUUGAGGUUGUUCAUUUUCUCAAUCGGCAAGGACCUCCACGGAGACUACUUCAACGGUGGGCAACAGAGCAACUUCCUCUGGCUGACAACCAGUUCAUAAGGCGAAUAUUGAAGCUAGAUCCUCGGGACAGGCCGACGGUGGAGCAAAUUUUGCAGGAUGAAUGGUUCGCAGAGGAAUCCGACGAUACUCGGGAACCUAGCAGCUGUGUGAAUAUCGAAUGA